AUUUGACAACUUUCACUCGUUCACACAUUCUGUCACUCGCUUCAUCACUCACCUCAACAAUGCAAACUUUCAAGUCCCUCAUCCCCUUCCUCUUGACUGCCAGUCUGGCAGUCAACGCAGAAACAACUUCCUGCGUUACCUCAACCAAGACCUUUCCCACCAUCACCUCCAUCAUAGUCGAGCCGACCAGUACUUGGUCCGGCAACGGCACAGGUGGUCCUUAUACCGUGUAUACAACUGAGUAUCACGAGUUCUGCUCCACGGGUCUGCGUCUGCAUACGUACACCAUCACUGAGGGUUGCCACAAGGAAAAGUGUCAGCCUCGCACGACUGGUGUUCCGCCUGGUUUUACCUCAACUGUUACUGUUUGUAACUCUUGUGGUGAGAAGCCUAUCACUGCGACGCUCACUGUCCCGUGCCCUGAGGCGACUCCUACCAAGGGCCCUGGCAAGUCUCCGAAGCCGCAGCCCGAGCACUGUGAGACAUGCCAUGAUCAGGGCAAACCGUCUGGCAAGCCUCCAGUUCAGCCACAACCUGUUUCAUCUGCCCCUGCUGUGAAGCCAGUCCCUACGGGCCCUCAGCCAGAAAAAUGCACCACGUGCGGCGGUCCCAAACCUCCAUCUCCUGCUCCUCCUCAGCCCCCCAAAACAACCAACAAACCGGGUGAGGGCAAGCCAGAGAACCCCAAUUUCCCUGCAGGACAGCAGUCUCAACCCUCUGUUCAGCCCAACCCUCCUGCUGCAUGCACGACUUGUGGUUCUGGAGGGGAAGCUCCUAAACCCCCUGCAUCUCUGGCAACUUCUAUCAUACCCAACCCCUCAGGAGAGAAUCCUGUUCCUAGCCCUACCAGUGGUCCUGCUCCAGGAGAACCAUCUGCCAUCACUGCUGGCGCCACUAAAGCCUCUUACGUUGAGUUGGGUCUUCUUGGAUUCUUUGGAUUUGGAUUCAUUCUAUUCGGGAUUCCUUUCUAGAUCAUCUUAGUAUACCUUGACUGGUUGAGUUAUGUUGUCUAAAGUGUGAAGGUGGAGGUAGCUUUAGUUACUGCUGUUAGGUUCGGGAACAUGCUUCUGACUGCAUGUGCUUAGUUCCGAGCUUGGCUACUUGAUCUAAGGACUUAAUAAUUUCCCUUCUUGUACAUAGUGGCAUGGUAGCUUUGUAGUUAAAUCAUCGAAUCGAAAGGACUUUUUCAA
Messenger RNA from Fusarium oxysporum Fo47, 1190 nucleotides. RefSeq lists its product as uncharacterized. The transcript has a single exon. NCBI's taxonomy places the organism in Eukaryota, Fungi, Ascomycota, Sordariomycetes, Hypocreales, Nectriaceae. The record is from RefSeq and is a predicted model, not a curated record. The coding region runs from base 60 to 971 and encodes 303 amino acids.